CGUCAAUCAAUCUCUCAGGUCCAUCUCCACCCCCGCGACCAACAAAGAACAAACUAAACGACACGACCGAAGCCACAACCCUUUCCACCAAACGAAUCUAAGUCGACCAUAUUUUGGACACAAACAUACAAACGAGCAAAAGCGCCGAUUUCAUCACCGGCACCAAAAAUAUUGCAUCUGAAUCAUCAUCACGCUACACCAGGACCCCGGAUUUCGCACCAAGCCCUGCCGUGCCGCGUCAGGCUGUUUCUCGCUCGUCCUCCUCUUCUGGACCUCGACGUUCAAUUGGCGCUGAGAGCGCACGUAUACUAUUUCCAACAAUCGACGUAAUCGACGAGAUCUGCAUCAUCGAGUUUGACAUGCCGUUUGUCAUAUUCCCGAUAAGAUACCGAUAAUCCGACCUUACCCCAACGCCAUCAUCACCAAGAUCACACCCUCAAGUCGCAGAGCACAUCCCUUGGAAGGGAGUAGGAGGUAGUAAACAUGGGUAACAACCCGUCUUCGUCCUCCAAACCGACCACGCCGACAACCUCGGCUCCUGGUUCGGCCCACGGUCAUCAUCAUGGCCAUGAAUCUCCCCGACAUCAUCUCCGGAAAGAUGCCCGCAAUAUCAUCACCGGUCACGCGCAUCGCUCUGCCGCGCCUCCAGAGCCUUCUAUGGCGCAAGCCCAAGGCUCAACCGUCAUCAAUCGACCAAAGAGCUUGCCUCCUACUGCUGUCUCGUCUCUGAGCGGCUCUCCUCAUAGCAACUUCGCCGCUGUUCACAAGACUGCUUCUUCAUCAGAUGCUAAGGGCAUCGCUGAGAAACAUGCAGCUGGAACUCCUGAGCCUAAGCCUGCCGAGAGCAAACCCGCCGAGUCUAAACCUCAGUACCGCGACGAACCUACCAAGCCUGUCGAUGUGCCUAUGGAGUCUUCUUCUCUUCGAUCACACCAAUCCGCUCACGUAAAUGACACAGCUCUUAUUCCCAAUAGCAGCAUCACGGAUAUGUAUCUGACUCGACCCCCGCGCUUACCCCUCCCUAUCGAUGAGGAGGUUCACACCCCUGGAUCACCUAUUUUGGCACCAGAGUCAGAUCUGUCGAUACCUGACAUUGAGCCUAUUGACUCGGACACCAUCACACGCAAGAGUUCUGCCCUCAGUGCUACUACAGUUGAUGAAGAGGAUGGUGAGGAGCUGCGGGUUGAUAAGACGAGACCUGUCGUUCAGACCAAGCUGGAGUGGCUGAGCGGAGGUGACAAGGUUUAUGUGACAGGUACCAUCUUUCAAUGGAAUCGCAAGCAACGAUUGCAUCCCAUCGAGGGUCGUCCUGGUUGUUUCUCGACAACAGUCUAUGUUCUUCCAGGUACACACCAUGUCCGCUUCCUGGUGGACGGUAUCAUGCAGACAUCUCCUGAUCUGCCAACCACCGUCGACUUUGGCAACAACCUUGUCAACUAUAUCGAAGUGAGCCCCGACGAUGCUCACAAGAAGCAAGUUCCUGCACCUCCUGCCGGCCCCCAAGCCGAGGCUCAAGUUGCCGCUGCUGCUCAGACAGUAUCACAAGCUCAGGAGAAAGCUUCGAAACCACCGCCCCAGCCAAAGGGCAAGCCCGUGCCCCCUCCAGAAUCGUACCGAAGCCAGAUUCCACAGUACCUGGUGGACUUUGAUCAAGCCGAGGAUUCGCAAGCAUACCAGUAUGCUGUCAAUGCCAUUGAGAGGCUACCAAAUCCUCCUGCGCUACCAGGUUUCCUGAGCAAGCCUAUCUUAAAUGCGGCGACCCUUAUGAAAGAUGACAACAGUGUGCUCAACAUGCCAAACCAUACGAUUCUAAAUCAUCUUGCCACUAGCAGCAUCAAGAACAACAUUCUUGCUGUUUCAGCUACUACUCGAUACAGAAAUAAGUAUGUCACAACAAUCGUCUACAAGCCCACAUCCUCAGAUGAUUGAUAAGACACGAUGGACGAACAUAAUGAUUGGGUCAUGAGUCAGAACCCCUUAUGCCUUGGGCCUGCUUUCAGACAUGCGGGCUUGGGUUACGAUGUGAUGUUGAAUGCUUGCUAUGUAUUAGAGGUCUGGGAGAUAAACAAGGAUUGGCUGUUUAGUAUUCUUAGUUUUGAUGGAGGAGCAGUGGUGACGGGUUACAUAGUGAUGGCGACAUGAGCUGAGAAUAACGAGGGAUGUCAAGGAUUCUUGACGCCAUGAUGAAGCUGAUGCGAGAAAGCUCAUGGAUCAGCUUCAGCAAAUACACAUAAACAUAUCUGACUAU
This is a messenger RNA of Fusarium oxysporum Fo47, 2248 nucleotides long. Its product is annotated as 5'-AMP-activated protein kinase beta subunit, interation domain-containing protein. The record is from RefSeq and is a predicted model, not a curated record. Gene Ontology annotation, biological process: signal transduction. Bases 484 to 1929 code for a protein of 481 amino acids. Gene Ontology annotation, molecular function: protein kinase binding. Gene Ontology annotation, cellular component: nucleotide-activated protein kinase complex; cytoplasm; nucleus. The transcript is spliced from 3 exons. Lineage: Eukaryota; Fungi; Ascomycota; Sordariomycetes; Hypocreales; Nectriaceae.